Molecule: messenger RNA, 1500 nt
Organism: Truncatella angustata
Lineage: Eukaryota; Fungi; Ascomycota; Sordariomycetes; Amphisphaeriales; Sporocadaceae
Exons: 5
Coding region: 108-1370 (420 amino acids)
Source: RefSeq, a predicted model, not a curated record
GCAUCCGAUACCCAGCCUCUGUAUAUCAUAUCCUGAAGUCCUCUGAAUGACAGGUCGGGUUUCCUUCGAACUUGAGAUGUUAACUUCAAUCGCACACGUACGGUAUCAUGCAGAUACCGCCAGUAUCGGUUCUGUCCACAUGGCCAAUGCCGAAUUACAAGAAUCCGGUGACACGAGGCGCCGGUGGGAAGAUCAUUGGGGUCUCACUCACGAUGUUGGUGACGCUAAUCUUGGCGAUUCGCGUGUACACGAGGCUACGGAUUGUGAGGAAUUUCGGGCUCGAUGAUAUACUGAUAAUUGUUGCAUUUGCGCCCUCUUUUGGCUUCACAGUCUGCGGCAUCUACGCCGAGUUCAACCUUGGAUGGGAAAGGCAUUUGUGGGAUGUUCCGUAUGGAGUGCUCGAAUCAAGCUCUCGGCUGAGCUUGGUGACAUUAUGUUUAUUCGACUUGUCAUCGAACCUCGUCAAGCUAUCCACCCUCGCAAUGCUUUAUCGACUCGUUCGGGUCACCAAAUCACGAAUGAAGACCAUCACGCUCCUCAUAAUGGCCUUUGUGGUUGUUAGCGGUCUCCUUUUCAUCUUUAUUACAAUCUUCCAGUGCAACCCCAUCUGGGAAUACUGGACACUUUCAGCCAAGCCGCAGAAUUGCAUCAAUGAAGCGAAUCACCUGCUUGCUGCUGGUACCAUCAACACCGUCACCGACUUCGCCGUCGUUCUCCUGCCGAUCAAAACAGUGGCUGUGCUUCACCUGCCUAGGAAGCAGUACAUCAUUCUGAUCGGCCUUUUCUGUGCUGGGUUCUGUGCAUGCAUUGCUGGGUGCGUGAGAACGUACUACACCUGGAUCUUCACUGUCGACUACGACAAAAGCUGGCAUGGAUGGACGGUAUGGGUCAGCAGCGCCAUCGAGCUAUACCUGGGCAUUGUAUGUGCCUCCGUCCCUUCCUGCAAGCAGUUCUUCACGACCUACCUCCCGGGUGUGAUCGACUCAACGCGGCGCUCCGGUGGCAAUUCCGGCGGUGGCAGCAGCAGCAGCAGCAAUCCAAACCGAAAGUCGUCGCGAAUAUCCAGCACCGUCAACACGCUCGUCGAGGCGAGCCGCUACUACUGUCUGCAGAACCGGUCCAACACCCACACCAACCUACUCAUGGACCAGCAAGGGCCGACGAGCCCCGGGGGAUACGAGCUAUCUGACUUUGGGGCUAGAGCAAAGGAUAUCGCGGAGCCGCAGCGGGCCAAGGUGCGCCCGCUGACUUGGCCGAGCGUGAGGCCAGCAUCAUCUAUUAUUGAAGAAGAGCUCGGUUUGGAGAGGGUGUCGACGAAGCGGAGCUCAGAGCACGGCGGAUCGAGCCCAAGGCUCAAGGGUACAUAUUAAGACGGUGCUGGACGGGGAUCUAGUCUGACCGCGACGAAUACUGACGGCCACCGUGGUCGAUGUUAUGAUUCAUUCAUUUCGACAACAAUGGCGGCGAUACCAAACUUGAAUAAUUUCUUUUCCUUUUCGC